AUGAAUUAAGAAGAUAAAUAGAGUCAGGAUAGCAUUAACGAAAAACAAAUAGAAAAUAAUCUCAAAGACCUACUCGAGAGAAUAUUGCUUAAUGCUGAUAAAUUCAUUGAUACUAAAGAAGAACUUAAUUAAAUAGAGGGAGAACUGAAAGAUUAUGAAAAUUUAUCCCAUUUGAUUGGGAUUAUAAAAGCAGUAUUUACUAAUAUGAUGAUGAAAGUAGAAAAAAAAAUUUCCAAAUUAGAAAAAUAAUUAGAUCCUAACCUUUCUUAAACAUAUAGCAUGAGGACAGAUGAAGAAUAUGAAAAAUUAGAAUAAACAAUGAUAAAAUAUGAAGUAGAAAUACGUAAUCACAUCAGGAUUGAAUAACAAUUAAAAUUAUAUGCUGAGUCAAUUUAAACUAAAUUAGACGAAAGCGAAAUGAACAGAACUGAAUUAUUGAAUACAACAAAAUAACUAAUUAGCAAUUUAAAAAGAGAAAAUUAAACAUAUCAUGAAGUCUAACAGAAGCUCAAAAACGAAAUAGUGUGCUUAAAACAAAUUAUUAGCGGUUUGGAAAAAGAAAAUAGAAGAAAAUCCUUAGAUCUAAGUCAAAGAGACCAUAUAAAAUUAUAAUGUAAAGCUAAUUAAUAAUCAAUCAGCUAAUCAUUUCAACUUUAAAAAUAAAACCAUGAAAAAUCUCUCUAAGAAAAUAAGGGAAUCUUUAAAUAAAAUUAAAAAUGCAUAACUACAGAAAACAAUGAGAUACCAAUCAAUUCAUAAUAAUCUUUGAAAUAAAACUAUUAUAAUAUUAUCAAUUAGGGAAAUACAGCAAAUAAGGUUGACCUUUAAAAAGCUACAUAAUAAAAGGAAGUUAAUCGAGCGUAUGGGUAAAGAUUAAGAAGCAAAAAUAAUUCUCUAUCAAACAUUCAAGAUGUAAUACAAAGUGUCUCAGUACAAGAUAGGAAAAAGUGUAUAAAUAGCUAGACGAUUUCAAAAAAUAGCUCAUAAGAUAAUAGUUAAGUAGUUAAAUAUAAAGAACCUGCCGAUUUAAGCAGAAGUAAAAGCUCUAGAAGAGGUAAUUUGGGUUAAAAAUUAAUUAUUGUGGAAUCUUAAAUCAAAUUAACAUGCUGA
Molecule: messenger RNA, 1110 nt
Organism: Paramecium tetraurelia
Lineage: Eukaryota; Ciliophora; Oligohymenophorea; Peniculida; Parameciidae
Exons: 6
Source: RefSeq, a predicted model, not a curated record